Messenger RNA from Suillus discolor, 1173 nucleotides. Its product is annotated as kinase-like domain-containing protein. The transcript has 7 exons. The record is from RefSeq and is a predicted model, not a curated record. Bases 212 to 1069 code for a protein of 285 amino acids. Gene Ontology annotation, molecular function: ATP binding; protein kinase activity. Gene Ontology annotation, biological process: protein phosphorylation. NCBI's taxonomy places the organism in Eukaryota, Fungi, Basidiomycota, Agaricomycetes, Boletales, Suillaceae.
GCUAGAUGUUCCAUUGAAAUUGACCGUUAUCUGUUGGGGUGUCUAUGGUUCCAAAUGCAACAAAGUCAAAAUAACAUGCACGAUAUGCGGGAGGGUCGUCAGAACCAUGAACAUCCAAUACCGGUGAACUUCCACACUUCAUUCCAGGUCCGUCUCGCAACGAUGAAGAUCUGGGAAGCUUACUCGUCAAAUUCUCUAGCAACUCAACAAGAUGCUGCAAGUUUUGUUUGAACGUGACUCGAUUGCAGCCCGAAAUAACGUUAUCGAGGAGCGACAGUAUGAGUUAUCCAUUGACAGGGGCACACAAUUCGCCCAACCUACAAUCCAUGAAUGGUCCAGCAUCGAAGCAGGUACGAAGACCGUCAUGAGGGUCAUAUUUGAACAACAAGGAACUUCUGGAGUCGACUACCAAUGUCAUUUUUGCGGCGUUGUAAAUCGCCUUGGUGUUGAGACUAUCAUGCAUUUGCUGGAACUAUUCCAACGUCAGGCUGGUUGCUCUAUUGAUUGUCAAAUAUGCAAACGACGAUUUCAUAUCUCCCUUGUACCUGCCAGUGCGGAGCGAAUCCCUCAGCGUGUACCACGCGGUUCGUUGCACGACUACCUCAGACGAAAUCACUUCAAUUUGUCUGAACGUCAAAAGUCCGACAUUCUAUUUGAGGUGGUGGAUGGUAUUGAAUAUCUGCAUAAGCAGGGCAUUGUGCAUGGUAAUCUAACGGGUGACACCAUAUUCUGUGAUGGCCCAGGCCAUGUACGUAUAGCAGAUAUUCAGAUAUUCAACGAGCCAGGAAAUGCGAGGUACAUCGCACCCGAGUCUAUUACACGUGAUUACCGAAUAGAGGCACCAAGACCAUCAAAAGCCGGAGACGUAUAUUCAUAUGGCUGCAUCGUGAUUCUGGUGUUGUCGGGAAAGUUGCCGUACUGGUGGAUUCCAGAAGAAGCUCAAGUCCUUGCGGAAAAAUUAAAGGGCACGGAGCCUUUUGGUCCGACUGUGGAGGUAGAAUCCUUGCGAAAUCUUGCUUAUCCAGUGCCUCACCAAAUUUUGACUCAAAGAUGGAUGAAGUGCAGCUGAACUUAGUGCAACAGUGCCUAUCUGAGGAGAAAUUCCGUCCCUCAAUCGAGAAGGUCCGCUACUUAAUCUUAGUCCAAGGUUUUGGGUGAGUUGUCUUUUGCUGU